This is a messenger RNA of Crotalus tigris (Tiger rattlesnake), 7319 nucleotides long. It is a transcript of the gene MASTL, whose product is annotated as microtubule associated serine/threonine kinase like. Gene Ontology annotation, molecular function: ATP binding; protein serine/threonine kinase activity. Lineage: Eukaryota; Metazoa; Chordata; Lepidosauria; Squamata; Viperidae. Gene Ontology annotation, biological process: peptidyl-serine phosphorylation; intracellular signal transduction. Gene Ontology annotation, cellular component: nucleus. The record is from RefSeq and is a predicted model, not a curated record. The transcript has 13 exons. Bases 212 to 2929 code for a protein of 905 amino acids.
CUGAGCAGCCGCGAGUGUUGAUGACGAAUCCGCCCCCCUCCCUCCGCGUGAGUUACUUUUGGUGGCUAAUAACGUUUUACGUCCUUUCGGUUGACGUGCAAGUGGAGGAAGGGGUGGAGCUUAGCUUUGAAUUGUCGCGGGACGAAGCCGCUGUUCGGCUGCGCGCCGGGAAGCCCCGAGAAAAGCCAGGAUUGUGGCGUUAGCGAUCGUGAUGGCGGAAACUUCUGCACCCCAAGAUGUUGCGAGAAGGGAGGAGGAAAGGGGCGCUUCAUGCGGGAAACGCAUCACCGUACCCCAGCCGCCCUCCAUCGAGGAUUUUACUAUCGUUAAACCGAUCAGCCGAGGUGCUUUCGGGAAAGUUUAUCUGGGUCGCAAAGGCGGAAAACUCUAUGCCGUUAAGGUGGUGAAAAAGGCUGAUCUGAUCAAUAAAAAUAUGGCCCAUCAGGUACAGGCAGAAAGAGAUGCCUUGGCUCUCAGUAAAAGUCCUUUCAUAGUACACUUAUUCUAUUCACUUCAAUCUGCCAACAACGUCUACUUGGUAAUGGAAUAUCUUAUUGGCGGAGAUGUUAAAUCUCUUCUUCAUAUAUGUGGUUACUUUGAUGAAGAAAUGGCAGUAAAGUAUAUUUCUGAAGUAGCACUGGCUCUUGAUUACCUUCACAGGCAUGGAAUAAUCCAUAGAGAUUUAAAACCAGACAAUAUGCUGAUAUCUAAUGAGGGUCACAUUAAAUUGACAGACUUUGGACUGUCCAGAGUUACUUUGAAUAGAGAAAUAAAUAUGAUAGAUAUUCUCACUACACCAUCAAUGUCUAAGCCUAAGCAAGACUAUUCUCGUACUCCUGGACAAGUAUUAUCUCUUAUCAGCUCUUUUGGUUUUUAUACUCCAGUUGGAGGGAAAGGGCCUGUGCAGAGUCCAAGCCCUGUUUCUGCAGAUAUACCUCAGCUGUCUCGAGAAUUCGCUUCUCCUCUAUCUAUAAGCUACAAAGAUUACCCUAUGGCAUCAAGUAAGCUCCUAAGAGCAUGUCUUGAUUCUUCAGCUGUUAUGCCUGGAAUGCCCAUAAGGAGUUUAACACCGACUCUGCUUCAGUCCAGAAGAAGGUGUGGAACAUCUAGUGCCAGUAGCCAUUCCCGGACCCAGCUGUCUAGUAUGGAAUCAGAGUGCUGCAGCAGCCCCAGGUGGGAAAAAGACAUCCAGGAAGAAGACAAUUUCUGCCCUGCAGCAGGUCAAAUUAAUGCAAUGGAGAAACAUGAACCUACAGAUAUGCCAUUUGUCAACAAUAGUGAAGUCUUAAAGCAAAACUUGCUAGAAACUGCUAUCUCUCCUAUUAGUAGUAAUGACUCUGCAGACAGGCAUAAUGGAAGGAGUGAACACUGUGACUCAUCAGAUAUUUCUGUAAAAAUUUGUGAUGUGAAAGACCUAGUCAGAAAAUGUCUCUCAGAAUACAAAGAAUGGGAAGAAAAGCUUUGUACAGAUAAUUCUGCUCAAUUCAAGGAGGUAGCAAAACCCAACUAUCACUUUUCCCAUCUGGGCUUGGAUAAUCUCAAGAAAGAAGAGGAGAGACCAGUGCUGAAGAAGACUGGAAUCAAAAGAUGCUUUGAAUUAGUUGACACUAGCCCUUCUCAAGAACAUAUCCUUGUGAAAAAAAAUAAUAGUGAAUAUAAGCGUGGUUGUAAAAUUAUUGAGAUCCCAGAAAAGCAAAGCACAGGUUUGACAGCUGAAAUCUGUUACUUAAAACUUGAAGGGUGCAUGCAAGAGAGCUGCCCAAAGGAAAGUCAAACAAAGGAUUCAAAUUGUUUGGAAGAAAAUAAAGGGAGCAAAUUAGACACCCCAUUAAUAGCUAAGAAUCUUAUGAAUGAACUAAAUGCAGAUUGUGAAAAGGAUGGAAAACACAUGAACUUCAGUUUUGUAAGCAUUGAUGAUGAAAAGCCUUUAGCAAGCAUGAGCAUGGACUCUGAUUUAUCCCUUCCAGAGAUCUCUGCUACAGAGAACCAUUUAGAAAAACACACAUUUAGCUUAAAUGGGAGCAUUAAAGACAUCCCCCUUGAGGAAUCAAAAUCAGAAGCUAUGUUAACAUUACCUUGCUGCUCCAGACGGGAAACCAGAGAUGAGCCAAUGCUCCCUGUCCAGGAGAGCAAAUACUUGGAUCGCAAUCAAGAUAAGAGUUUGAAAUACAUUACAGAAAAGCACACCAGUGUUCAUUCUUCACCAAUGGACAUGCUAAAAGUACUUAAAAAAAAUAUUGUUGCCUUCCGAAGUUACAAUAGUUCUAUCAAUACGUCUAAUAUGACUGAGCCUUCAAAAAUCAGUAUGGUAUCUGUAGAAGGAAUGAAUAUCUCUGCCUGCAGUGGUUCUUAUCCAAUGACCAUUACACCUGCACAAAAAGGAACACCCUACAGGAUAUAUCAGACUCCUCAGGGAAAUGUUGAUACACCCUUUAGGACCCCAAAAAGUGUGCGAAGAGGGGCUGCUCCAAUAGACGGAGAACGUAUUUUAGGAACCCCAGACUACUUAGCACCUGAGCUUCUCAUUGCAAAGACUCAUGGAAUUCACACCACUGGUGCUGCUGUAGACUGGUGGGCUCUUGGGGUUUGCUUGUUUGAGUUUUUAACUGGAAUUCCACCAUUCAAUGAUGAAACACCACAGCAAGUAUUCCAGAAUAUUCUUAAAAGAGAUAUUCCAUGGCCUGAAGGUGAAGAAAAGUUGUCAGAUAAUGCUCAGAAUGCCAUUGAUAUUCUUUUAACCAUUGACAGUGCUAAGCGAGCUGGACUCAAGGAGCUGAAGCUUCAUUCCCUCUUUCAUGGUAUGGAUUGGGAUAAUCUUCACAAUCAGACUAUGCCCUUUAUACCUCAACCAAAUGAUGAAACAGAUACAUCCUAUUUUGAAGCGAGGAAUAAUGCUCAGCAACUAACAGUGUCUGGAUUUAGUCUGUAGGAUCAAAGAAAAAGAGAUGUGAAGAGGAUUUCAUAUUUACCAUGACAAAACUUCCUAACACUUAUUUUGUAACAAUUUCAUUUUUAAGAAAAGGAUCUGCUUUUAACUCAGUCUUUUUCUGUAAAGGCUAUAUUGAAAUAGUAUACAGAAAAAGCUUCUGACCUAAAUUUUUAUUUCAAGUACUGCACUUUAUAUUAAUUGUAUUACAUAAUGUAAUCAUGGUAUAAUACUUUCCUACUCAAGAAAAAUUACUUUUCUGCUGCUGUGGGUAUUUCCAAAUAUGGGGAAAUGACUGUCUUUGCUAUCAGCUAUAACAGGGAAAAUUAAAUGCAUACAAUGCAAUUACCAUUGUGCUUGUAAUUAUAACAUGACACCUCAAUAUUAAAAUAUAUUUGAAACUGAUUUCAGGUCAAUCUGGAGCUGUCUUUCUGUAUUUUCAGUGCAAUCCAAAUAGAAAUUAGUCUGUUUUCAGGCAUUUAAUUUAUGUGUUAGUUAUCCUGCUGUUUAAACUGUCAUUAUUCCCCAGUGGUCUCUAUAAUUUUAUUGUCAAUGUUUUCAUUCCUAAUUCAUCUAUGAAAACUAUGGCACAAGCAAAGCAAGAAAAUGUUUAACUAUUGCUAUGUUUUUGGAUAAAUUAUAUUGUCAUUUUAAAUAUUGAAAAUGAGAAGUUUGCAUGUCGGUAUGGAGAAAAAAGAAUCUUUAUGCAUGCUUAUUCAAUGUAGUAUAACUGCAAUUCAGCGAAACAGAAAAGAUAGUGGGAUAUUUCAAUUACUAUGUAUUUAAAACAUUGAAAAUAAAAAAUAUGUAUAUAUUUUGUAGUGGAUAUUUCUAAUUCUCUUUUGAAUUAAGUACUGAAGUUUCCUUGUUUUAGAAUGUAUUACUGUUGUAAAUAUGAAUUUAUUUAAAUAAUGUUCACAUUGAAACAUUUCUCGAUUUUUUUCCAUGUCUCCUAUAGGGGGCCAAAAGGAGUUUAGUAACAGUUGUAUGUUAGAAGGACCUUAGGAUGGGUGCUGGAUUACUUUAACUGUUUGGUAGCAAGAUUCUUUUAGUACUACAUGAUCAAUUUGGAACAGAGCUUCAGUCUAUAUUUUUAGUUGGUCUGAUUGCAUUUCUGAAAUUUAAUGGAUAACUCUUCAAUGUUCUCAAGUAACUAAAAGCAUAUUUACCCUUUUUCUCUAGCUAUUGUACCAAGAUAGAUUCCUGGCAAUAAAUUACCUAUGAUAAUUAUAUCUGAUUCUCCGUCCUAUAAGUAGAACCAGUGCUUUUUUUUCAAAAAAAAAAAAAAAAAAAAGUGCCGGAACUCACACACAUCAUAUUACCCGCCUUGCCUACCCUACAAGGUUCCAUCCAAAAAAGGUGCCAGAACUCCGUUCUGGGCCUUCUAUGAGAAAAAAAGCCCUGAGUAGAAUAAUUAUAUUAUGGACACCUAGAAAAUAUUGGCAAUUUGUUAUCUUUCACUGCCAAAAAAGCAAAUAUUAAUAAUAAGUGUUAUAUAACACAAUUUUAAAAUAAGUCUAUAUAUUACAAAACCAAUAUCCUGUCCAUAAUAUUUCCUAAUCACUUAUUCUUCAUUUCUAAUGUUAAUUAAUGGACACAUAUGAAAUCUGAUGCAUGUCUUCUAUUAGGCAUAUGUCCAUUAAUUUGAUUAUCGUUAGAAUUUAUCCACUUUGUCAAUUUGCUACUGUAUAUGAAUUAAAAAUGGAUAUCCAGAUUACCUGUUGAAAUAUUUACUGAUUUUACCAAAGAUAAAUGCUUCUGUUAUCAAUUUUGGGGAGAGACAGAAUUUUGUUUCUACAAUUUUCAAAUGCUUUUUUUCUCCCCUCCUUUCUUGGUUCAUACUGGAACUCUAUAAUGCUUUUUUAUUGUCAGUAGGUUGAUUGUUGAGAUUUAACUUGAUAUGGUCUCCAUUUAAACUCUUAAUGUAUGCAUUUAUAUAAAGACUUAUAUCAGAGUUCAUUAUUAAUCUGGGAGUCAUGGCAUUUCCCUUAAAGUUUCCAGCUGGCCUAUGAUACAAACUGGUAUAUAAUUAUUAUUUUGUGGGUGUGAGUGCUUUUGUCAACAUUUUACUCCGGCAAUUGACCGGACAGGCUACUGCAUUUUUCUUGGCAAGAAUUUUUUGUGCCUAAGGAAAGAUUAGAAUUCAGUCCACAAGUGUAUAAUCUGUGCUUUAAUCACUUCACCAAAACUGACUCUUACAAUUACAUAAGACAGGGUAAUAUACUCCUAUCAUUCCUUUAUUUUAAAUGUUAUUUUACAAUAUAUUAAAGUGAUUUAUCUUAAAAUUUAACUGUAAAAACAUGUUCUAUAUAAUACAGCAGAAGUGUUUGACUUCUGCAAUUACAGUAUUUGUAUAUAAUAGAUAUAAAGUUGAUUUUCAAAUUUUGAGACCUUACAUUAGAGCAGAAUGUUUUCCCAUUAGUCUCAUCAAUUACGGUAUAGAUAGAACAUCAUUAUCUAGAAACAUAUCAGCUUCAGUUCAUUUUCUUUUUCACCAUAAUCAGGAGACAAUCACCUUAAGCUGUAUUUUAAAACAGCUGAAUAUCAUAUCAAACAAAAAACUUAACCUUUAUUGUUUGUUUUCCAUCUAUCUUUCUAAUUGUAUUUAGAAAAUACAACAGCUGUUAUAUCCCAAUAUAAAUCUGAUCAAUAGGCAGAAGUGUAAUAUGAUAACGCUACAAUGAUCUUAAAGCAAUUUAGAGCAAAAAAUAGACUAUGAAAGCAUUAAAACAGGAAAAGUUAAAAGUUUACAGGAAAAUUUUACUGUAACAGUUAAAUAUUUUGCUUACCUGUUAACAGUAAAAAGGGAUGUUCUGGAUUUAGCAAGAUGCAAACAACAGAAACAGCCAGCUGUGGCUUCACAGAAUAUUCUUAUCUAUACAAGCUGAUUGAAUUUAUAAUCAACUGUUGCAGGAAGGCAGGAGUAUGUGAUCAAAAGAAUGGCCAGUGGUGAUCCAAAUUCUGCCUAAUUUUAUAGAAAAUGUGAACAGAACUUCAAUCACACUUACACGGUCACCACCUUAAUUUUUCUGACCAUAUUCUGCAGAUGCACCUGCACAAAGAUCUAUCUGGUUUGAAGUAUUUACAAUACCUUUCCUCAAAGUGACAUUCAAAACUUAUUAAAUCUGCAACUGUAGCAGACUUAGCAAUGACUAUAGCUAAAAGAUUUACUGUUUUAUAAAUUUGAGAGGCUUCUGGACAAAGAGCUCAAACUUCAGGGGAUGUUUUAACCGUGAUGAACAGUCAUGAGAACACAGCACCUAGUUUUUGAAUAACAAUGGCACCAAAUUUAGGGUUCCUGGGUUUGUUUAAAUCCCCUGGCGGGUGGGAUGUACCUCCUGUGGCCGUUCUGAUGUUCAAAUUAGUCAAAAGGAGUUGUAUAUGCUCUUAACAAGGCAUAUUACAAUUUUUUUUUAAAAAAAAAAGUGAAUCUGCCUGCAAGUAUCAUAGUCUUAUUCAUUUUGAUAGAUUUCUUCCAGUGUUGGAUACAGUACAAUAAAUUGUCCAGUUCUGAUUAGUCAGUGGGAGUAACUUAACAGCAGGGUUGUUUGCAUAGCUUUAGAUAAGGUAUUGCUGUUAUCGGUAACACCCUUUCCCACUGGUAUCCAUUUACAAAGUAUUUCUUUACAAAUGCACAACAGCAUCAUAGGGUAAGUUUUUAGUAUACAAAACCUAUGACUAAGUGUUGGUUAAAUUGGAUUUUUUGAAUAAAGACAGUACUUGCCUCUUUAUUCAAUAUAAGUGUUUAUAACUUGCCUCAAGUUGCACUGAAUUUAGUAUCUUCAGGGCUGUUUUUAUUCUUUAUCAAGCAUUCUUUCCAAUGAAAUAUUUUGAAUCGAUCAUUCUAUUUGAGACUCCGUUUGGUGUAGAUCUCAGUGUAUUCUUACACUGAGAUGUAUGGCUAUGCAUAGUUUUGUGGCUUUUAAAAAUAUAUAAUUUUGGUGGCACCUGUGAAAGCAAAAUCAACAGCCUCAAGCAUUUAAUCUUAUUUAUUAAAAAGUUAUCACAUAUAGUAGCAGUUAGAAAUUAGACAUUACUCUUAAAUGCAAUCAUAGCAAUUCUGCAUACUUCAGCCUUUGGGGGGGUGUACUGUUUACUCAAUCUAUUGCGUGUCUAACCAAAAUGCUGGCAUUAUAAAACAAAUUAUACAGCUACAGUACCAUGGAAUUUGGGGAAUCGGGAUAUAUGCUUUCAAGGAUUUUUCUUCUCCUUUCUAAAGACUUUUUUUCCCCCAGUAGAAACUGAAAACUAAGACAUUAUACAAACUGUUCAUCAGGAAAGUAUUGUCAUAAUAAUUGUAGUUCAUAUGAUUGCUUAGGACAGUUGUAUUUGUUCUAUUAGAAAUAUAGUAAAGAUGUCUCAUUCAAGUAUAGAAUCUUCAAUAGUGCAAAAA